AAUAUAUAACACAUUAAUAAAAAAUAUUAAUUAUAAUAACAUUAAUAAUAAAAUUAUAUGAAAAACACACGUAUUGUUAGUGUAUUUGUGUCGACACUAAACACAAGUGUUAUUAAUAUGUGUUUAUAAUAACAGUAAUAAUUUCUACACAAAUCAUAUCCACAGUUGUGUUCACACAAACACUGCAUUCAAUGAUAAUUAAAAAUAUAUUUAUUAUUUAAACACUCAUUAAGUAGUCAUUGAAUCGCGAUAUUAAUCACUAAUAACAGGGAAAUACAUAUUGUAUUACAUUUGCCAUCAAUUCAUACCAAUUGUGACAUUAUUUUUACCAUCAUUUCUAUCAUAUGUUGUCAACAAAUACGACCUCAAAGUCAUUACAAGAUUACUGUUUAAUUAAAUUAUAUUAAUUUAAUUACAAAUCAAUCUUCGGUUUAAUUCAUGUAUUGUUUAUAAUGUUUGAAAUCUAAUUGAAGAGAUCGGGUAAUCAUCGGUGGGAUCAGUGUCUUCAGCGACCAAUACUGUACUCAACAUAACAUCACCUGUGGAUCCGAUGAGUGGAUUGUCGGGCAAACCUGUGGCCAAAGCGAUGGCCCAAUCGUUGGUCUCAGUUGUGGUGGUGUUUGUCAUAAUAGUCGUGGCGUUUGUGACGAUCGCCGCUUCGAUGCCAUCGCUAUCGUUAGGUCAGCCCCUCUACGACCCGAAGAGUCCACACAUGCGAACUCUGGCCGACACUAACUUCACGGACAGAGUCUAUAACGACGAGUCGGUCGCCCGACGCGUGCAAGUGAUCCAGUUUUACAACAGUUGGUGCGGACACUGCAUAUCAUUCGCGCCGACGUUCAAAGAGUUGGCCAAACAAUUGCACGAAUGGCGAGACGUGUUGACCGUCGGUGUUGUCGACUGCGCUCAAGACAUGAACACAAAGCUGUGCCGAAAUAUGGACAUCAAUGUCUACCCGACGCUUAAGCUCUACUGGUUUGCGCCCAAACCUGAGGACAAAGGCGUCGAAUUGAUUGCCGAUGAGAGGUCGACGGAUGGUCUGCAGAAAGGGAUCAUUAAAUGGAUUGUUGAGAAUUGGGUUAAGGGAGUGCCUCGCGAGUGGCCGGAUCUGAUGCCUGUGUCGGCCCUUUCCAAAGACCUGUUCGUCAAAUUGCUUCCCAUCGAGAAAGGGGUUCCAGUGGUUCUCGUGGUCGAGAGCGAGAAGUCUUCCAUUGGUCAACAGAUUAUUCUCGAUUUGAGUGCAUAUCAGUCAUCCGUCACUGUAUUGCGAAUGUUGGACACGAGUGACGCUCUUCUCAAUCAAAUGCUUCCGAAGAAUAUCAAGAGUUAUAAACUGCCACUUCUGUUGACUAUUGAUAACACGGAUUAUGUGUUUAAAAUAUUUCAAACGCCCGACAUUCCCGAUAACCGCAUACGUGAUGUAUAUGUAAAGCGAAUCAAAUCCAAGUUUAUGUCCCAAUCCCUUGUCAUUGACGAACAAAACGGACACGACGUCCAACAGUUAUCGCCCAACAAACAGCCCGAAGACUCAUCGGUGGCCAAAAUACAGAACAAUCUCGAGAGUCCGGCCACUGGCCAACGGGUCUACAUGUCUGACCUGAACAAUGCACUCAGAUAUUCAUUGUUUCAGGAAAUAGCGCUUAAGAAGCGCCUCAACACCACACAAAUCAAUGCUCUAAAGAAUUACUUAUCGGCGCUGGAACUUCACUUUCCCUUCCAGACCAACAAAAUGCUAACAUUUGUCAAAUACCUCAACGAAUGGCUCGCGAAGAAGAGGGCCGGCGUUGAGGUGGACGUCGAGGACAUGAUCACCACAAUGAAGAUUUACGAAGAGUAUUAUCACUUCCCGGAGAUGAAGCCGUGGAAGGGCUGCGCCGGCAGCGAUCCCAAGUACAGGGGCUAUCCGUGCUCUAUGUGGACACUGUUUCACACGUUGACUGUCAAUGAAUACAAGAAUACUCUGCGAACGCAAAAGUGGUCAACACUUCACUCUGUGCUCUACUCGAUGAGAGAUUACAUCAAGAACUUCUUCGGCUGUUCGUAUUGCGCGCAACACUUCCAAGAGAUGGCCAAAGAGUUGGAGUCGACGCUAACCUAUCCGAACAGUUCGGUGCUGUGGUUGUGGCGAUCGCACAAUCGGGUCAACAAACGACUCCACGGCGACGCCAGCGAAGACCCGCAGCACCAGAAACAACAGUAUCCGCCCAGAGAUGAGUGUCCCGAGUGUUACGACACCGGCGGGCAGUUUGUCGAGAAGAAUGUCUUGGAAUUCCUGUUACGCCACUAUUCGGUCGAUAAUAUUAUUAAAGACGAGUCAGAGCUGAAAGAAGACAAUGAGAUUCAAAACAAUGUCAUUAAUAAUAAAGCCAUCACUUCUGGUAAGUCUGUGUCCGGAAUCACUAAUAAUGAUAAUAAUAAUAAUAACAGAAAUACUUCAUUAAAAGCCAAAUGGAAUUAUAGUCUAUUAAAUAAUAUGGACUAUAGUUUGAUAUUAUUCUUAUACUUUUCAUCGGCGGCUAUAAUACUAUUGAUUUGCGUUUACCUUAAGGUUAUUAGAAGAAAAAGGGGGCAAAAGUAUAGCUCACUUAAGUCAUCGUUUGCUUAAUGAUUAUCGCAUAAUGUGUUAACCAAUACUGUUUGUGUAGAUAUGAAAAAACGGAUUAAUUAUUUUUAAAUAUUUAGUUAUUUAUUUAUUAUUUUUCAUUAUUAUUAAUAAUUAUACAAAUUUAAAGCGCUUUUUAAUUGAGAUUAUAUUUGAUUAAAUUUUAACGAAUUUUUAAAUUGUUUAAAUAAAUGAAUUAUUAACUGUUUUUAAGCAAAACAAAAGUUAAUUAAAAUUUUAUGAAAAG
Messenger RNA from Medioppia subpectinata, 2849 nucleotides. Lineage: Eukaryota; Metazoa; Arthropoda; Arachnida; Sarcoptiformes; Oppiidae. The record is from the annotation of a GenBank genome assembly.